AUGCCAAAACGCCGUGCAAAGCAAGCAUGCCUCCACUGUAGAAGUAGAAAGAUCCGUUGCGACCUGGCCUUUGGAGGUUCGCCCUGUCUAAAUUGUCGUUUGGAUGAGGUCCACUGCGAGAUCAGGGGCCGAAAGCCAAAGCGAAAGCUCGAAACAAAACAGGCCCAAGUUACCAUUAAGACCAACACUAGCUCUGCGAUCACUAUUCCCAACGACAUCUGGCUACAAGAUGGCAUGUUUACAACUAGCAACGAUUCUUUCUUGGGAGACUCCCCAUUCUCAUUCUCGAAUCCCUCACCAUUCUGUCUUGACAACAAGCAAAUGGAAUCAACUAAUGCUAGGUCGGAAGGCGAUAGCGCGGCGUCGAAGGCGACAGAUGACCGCCUUGCGUUUAUAAGUAAACCGGAUCUGAGUGGGCUUCCUGCAGAUGACGUUGGCCUUUUACGACAGCACGGAUGCCUCAACGUUCCGCCCAGACAUAUACUAGAUGAAUUUAUUCGAGAAUACUUUCUACACGUGCACCCAAUGCUACCCUUGAUGGAUGAGUCUGUGUUUUGGGAACAGUAUGGACAGAAGACGAAUAAGUUGUCUCUAUUUUUGAUCCAGGCGAUGCUGUUUACCUCUUGCAGCUUCGUGCCUGAAUCUGUAACGAAAGAAUUGGGGUUUGAAUGCCCCCGCCUUGCCGCUGCGAGGUUUUACCAACGAGCCAAGGUAACUUUCUUCUCGUCACUCAACACUGACGCACGGGGCGCUUUGCUGCUUACCUUUUUACCUGUUUCCUCUGGCAACGAUCACCCAACACCUAACUCAGUAUGGUUGACAAGAGCGAUCAAACACGCCGAAAGCCUUAGUGCCAAUCAUGUAAGGCACAUCAGUGAACCAGACACAGCUUCACUAAAACGUCUCUGGUGGUGUUGCAUCAUCCGUGAUCGCAGUAUUUCUCUCGGACAAAGGCGAUGCGUACAGAUUCCGGGGGAAUACCCGCUUCCAGUGGAAGAAGACUUUAGCUCUGAGUUCAACGGUUCUUUGGUCUAUACGCCGCACACAAAAGCCCAGCUAUUCAGGAUAUUCCGUCGAUUAAUGGAGUUUUGCUACACGGUAGUAGAUUUGCUUCAGCUUAUGGCUCGACAUCGCAGUGCUUCACGUAACCUGGAGACUGUAUGUGCUGAUGAUCGCGCAAUUCUAUCCAGAUGCAGAGAUGAUCUUUCGGCCUGGUUCAGUGCCACCGGAGAAGAAUUCCUCAAUUUAGGCCACGGAGGUGAACAACGACAUCCGUCUGUCAUUGUCUACACAAACUUCAUAUACAUACAAUACUAUACCGCCAAACUGCUCCUCCAUCAUCAGAAGCUCAUCUUUGAUGUUGGUUUGUCUGAUUGGGCCGAGUUCCUCCCCUCUACCCUGGUCGAUGAGGUUCGUUCUGCUACCUUUCGCUUUAUCGACCAUCUUUCAGAGCCUGUUAGACUUGGUCUUGCACGCUUUUUGCCCAUCAGUGUGGCUGCCUUUGCCGCUGUUCCCAUAGCGAUGCAUGUAUUCGAAGCUAGGCUCGGCGGUCAUGCCACAGAAAAUCAGAGGCGGCUUUGCAUACUGAUCGAAAUGUUGGAGGCAUAUCAGCCCCGGUUUGAGGGUAUCGAACCUCUGGGCCUUCUGGUCCGCCAAACUGUCAGCUCGGUCGAGAGUGGUCUGACGAGUCAAUGGAAGGGCUGCCUACGAAGCUGGACAGACAUUAUAGCCUAUCAGCCAUACCAGUAUUUGAGCUGUACGUCAGAGAUGGAACGAGUUCUGUGCUCUUCACAAUCGCUGCAAGGCUGUACCAUGUCGAGCAGUAGUUGGUCUGCUAUGAUGGAAUACUGCCGCCCCUCGAAAACCGCGAUCUCACCGAAUGUUUCUGAUGCUGUUGAGGGUCUGGAAAGUAUUAAUUGCCUUGGUUCUCUCGAUUUGGUAACAGAAACGGACGAAUCUAGUACAUCUCCGUCUGAUGGACAGGUAUCUGAUUUAUAUAGCCUGGACUGGGAUCCAUUUGCUAGCAUGGAGCUUGAAGAUAGAGAGCUAGACAGCAGUGAAGAUGGAGUGGACCUCUUGGACGAGAUAUUAAAAGACUUUUAG
Messenger RNA from Fusarium proliferatum ET1, 2103 nucleotides. RefSeq lists its product as uncharacterized. Gene Ontology annotation, molecular function: DNA binding; DNA-binding transcription factor activity, RNA polymerase II-specific; zinc ion binding. The coding region runs from base 1 to 2103 and encodes 700 amino acids. The transcript has 6 exons. NCBI's taxonomy places the organism in Eukaryota, Fungi, Ascomycota, Sordariomycetes, Hypocreales, Nectriaceae. The record is from RefSeq and is a predicted model, not a curated record. Gene Ontology annotation, biological process: DNA-templated transcription; regulation of DNA-templated transcription.